AUGGACUCAUCAAGUGCUCACUCGUCAGACCAAGAAUCCAUCAAGUCGGAUGCUUUCUCUGCUGGCACAAAACUACAAGUCAGGAAAAUUGCUGGAGACCAUUGCUGGGCAUGUGGUAGCGAGCCGGCUCAAAUUUGCCAUGUUGUUGCAAAGGAAGACCCACAGGCUCGCCUCUGGGCUGAGUUAGGCCUGAUAAACUUCUCGCUCGUCUCGGCAAUGAACGCAAUCCCUCUGUGUCCCACUUGCCAUUCUCAGUUCGACCUAGCUAUCGACCCAGGGUUCUUUUUUGUCCCAACAGAUCUACGGUAUUUCAUACAAUUCGAGCUCAAGGAUAGAGAACGCAGGAAAAGGGCAGCCGAAGAAGGGACCAUUCUAGAUCGAGAGACCCCUGCCGCUGAGGAGUACAAGGCACAUCAAGUAGCAAAGGGAAUAAUUCCGCCUGAUGCUAUUGGUGGUCAAUAUCUUCGAGUUUUUCUCAAGUCCUAUCUCCAUCACGAUGAACUCCCAUUCGAUGUUAUGGCAUAUUUGUCAAAGCCUAAAGAGUGGCACGGAGCUCCUUUGGCCAGUCUCCGCAGGGCCAUUCCAAUUCUAGGAAGUGGCCGUUUAAAGGCUUUGAAAAGCCAGAUGCGUCUGGAAUUACAGAAGCUGCGCGACUUAUACUUCCUUGAUGAGGAAUCUUCUCCAGGAAACAUGUCCGUUGAUUUAGGGACACGGCAAACUCAACCCAAUGAUCAGGUGAAGAAGCGACAGCUUGAUGACAUCACGGAUGAUAAAUCAGGCUCGCCAAAGAAGCAACGACAAGGGAAUGAGGAAAGGAGCAGUCGGGAUCCAGGCACAACGAGAUAUUGUCCGAUCCUCCUUAAAGAGGUUCUCUCUUACUGGACCUUAGGGCCAGACGUUACUGCAGAGGAGGCGGUUCGCCGAUACGCCCCUGUGUUUGCUCGAUCGUUGAGGAAUGAAGGCCAAGUUUGA
Messenger RNA from Rasamsonia emersonii CBS 393.64, 972 nucleotides. RefSeq lists its product as uncharacterized. Bases 1 to 972 code for a protein of 323 amino acids. The record is from RefSeq and is a predicted model, not a curated record. Lineage: Eukaryota; Fungi; Ascomycota; Eurotiomycetes; Eurotiales; Trichocomaceae. The transcript has 2 exons.